This is a messenger RNA of Poeciliopsis prolifica (blackstripe livebearer), 5596 nucleotides long. Its product is annotated as protein tweety homolog 3-like. The record is from RefSeq and is a predicted model, not a curated record. The transcript has 15 exons. Gene Ontology annotation, cellular component: plasma membrane. Gene Ontology annotation, molecular function: intracellularly calcium-gated chloride channel activity; volume-sensitive chloride channel activity. Lineage: Eukaryota; Metazoa; Chordata; Actinopteri; Cyprinodontiformes; Poeciliidae. Bases 555 to 2216 code for a protein of 553 amino acids.
CAGAGAUGUCCAGAGUGGCAAAGCUUGCCGCAAAGCCCCAACCUCCGGGGAUUUCUACACACCGCGUUUGCUUCAGGCUCCAACAAUAUAAGCGCUAAAUGUACCGAACCGACCCUCGUCGUGGAAGCAAAGACAGCUACGGUAUCGGCAAACUGUAAAACUCAAUAAAUACAUGACCACAUAGCUAAGCUUUUGGGUCAAAUAGUUUAACCCUUCAUCUGCCGCAGGGGAGUGCAGUCGAAACGGUGUUGUUUUGGGGGAAAAUGCGUGAAGGUUUUUGCGUUCUUUUCGAUGCGGUCCGGACUGUAGCCGACUGGCUCGUCGCAGCUAGCUCGGUCCAGCCGCGUUGAUGCCGCAGCAGCUUGCGGUCUUCACAUCCAGCUCCACCAUCACGGGAUCAGGAAGACAAAAGGUGAGGUACACGCCGCUCUGCUCUCCCGGAAAGAAGAAAUAAGCCGCUGAACGAGAUUCUGCGCCCGCUUGUGCUUCACUAGCGUCCCAGUGAAGAAUCAGGCUGCAGAGCGAAGUCACAGUCUGCAGGCAGCUGCAUCAGGAUGGCGGCCGUGGUCAACUACUCUCCACCUUGGUGGGUGAAUCUGCUUCACCGGUUACCUCACUUUAACCUGGAAUUUCAAAUGGUGAGCAGUGACUUCAGACCAGAGGACUCAGAGUAUCAGAAGUCUAUUUUGCUCAUCGGUGCUAUGGCCGUGCUGUGUUUGGGCCUGGACCUCAUUUUCCUCCUCAUCUACUCCUUCUGGCUUUGCUGUCGGAGAUGCAAGAAGGAAGACUCCUCACACUCCCAUUCUCACUCCCAGCCGCCCAGUGCUGACUGCUGCUGCACUGCUUGGUGCGUCAUCAUCGCCACGCUCGUCUGCAGUGCUGGAAUCGCUGUUGGAUUCUAUGGAAAUGGGGAGUCAAGUGAUGGAGCCAGUCGCCUGGCUUACUCCCUUCGCCAUGCCAACCGCACUGUUUCUGGAGUGGAGAAACUGGUGUCAGACAAUACCCUAGCCUUAAACCAGACAGUGGAGGAGAACUUGGCCCAGUUAGAGACAACAUUCCAGGAUCAGACGGACUAUGUGGCCAUCAUCCAGAAGCUGCAAGGACAGCUGGACGAGCUGGUGAGGCUGAUAGUGGACGUCCCCUUCUGGUCCAACACAGACAUCUCGCUGGAAGACUUAGCCCAAAAAACUGAGGCCUUUGACUUUUACAGGUGGUUGGGUUACCUUGGUCUGCUGCUGUUUGAUGUUCUCAUUUGUCUGCUGGUGCUCUUUGGGCUCAUUCGCAACUCUCGGGGUACUCUGAUUGGAGUAUGCUUCCUUGGGGUUUUGACUCUGAUAAUCAGCUGGGGUUCUCUGGGUCUUGAGCUGGGUGUCGCUGCUUCGGCCAGUGACUUCUGCAUCUCUCCAGAUUCCUACAUAACCAGUGUAACCAAAGACAAUGCAGUCAUCGAUCAAGAUAUCCUGCAGUACUACCUGAGGUGCAGCUCUGGAAAAGUGAACCCGUUCCAGCAGAGGCUGUCAGGGAGUCACAAAGCUUUGGUGGAGAUGCAGGAUGAUGUGGCAGAACUACUGAGAUCAGCAACACGUGAUUAUGCCACUGCCAAGGAGAGUCUGGAGCAAAUCCAAUCGGUUCUUAACUCUACUGAGGUUGGUCUCCACCAGCUGACCGCCCUGGUUGACUGUCGCAGCCUACACAUGGACUAUGUCCAGGCCUUGACUGGGCUGUGCUAUGAUGGAGUAGAAGGUCUUAUCUACCUGGUUCUGUUCUCCUUUGUCACCGCUCUGAUGUUCUCUUCUAUUGUGUGCAGUGUGCCACAUACCUGGCCAAGGAAGAGGAUGGAUGACGAGGACGGAGAAGACGAGUCGGGUGCCUCUCGCGGUGUGCACGAUAACCUGUACCGUGUUCACAUGCCCAGUCUCUACAGCUGUGGCUCCAGCUAUGGCAGCGAAGCUAGCCUGCCUGCCACAGCCCACACUGUCAGCAAUGCCCCCGUCACUGAAUACAUGAGCCAGAACGCAAACUUUCAGAACCCCCGGUGUGAGAACACCCCCCUGAUUGGCAGGGAGUCCCCUCCACCCUCUUACACCUCCAGUAUGAGAGCGAAAUACCUAGCCACCAACCGACCAGAGCAGAACCGCCGCUCUGUUCCCAAUGAUCAACUGGAUCCGGCCAGUCGGCCUAACCCCGCUGCCCGGCCUCAGUCCUCAGUCCACUAGAGACCAGUUCAACACAGCACUGCCUCAGCCAUGUUCUCACAGCCAACAGCUCUCUCAGGACGGAGCUCAGCAGGAUCCCACCGAAUCUGUUUAAGAUGAAGCCAGAAGCCACACAGGGGGUCUGAGCGGCUCACCGUUUGUCCUCUUCCUAGUGGAUCCGGCUUUCAGCGGCUCGUCCAGCUCGCCCUCUCUCUGCCGUUCCUCCUCCUCUUCCUCUGAUAUCUCCUCCUGGGACGUAUCUGAUCAAUCCCCCCAGCUCCAAGACGCUUUUCCAUUGAAACUUCUUACAGCCAGACACGCACACACACACAUGCACAAAUACACACAUUGUAUAGAGCUGUAAAUAGUGCAACAUGCGCUUUAUUCUGGUUUCAUGAAGAGUAGACUGUUUAAUGCUUCCUGGUUAUGUAGUGUGUUGUGUGUUCAUCAUGGAAACUCUUCACUGUACCAUUUACACAAACACACACGCACACACACACACACACACACACACUAACUAAAUGCUCAUGUCUGUAAAUAACAAGUCAGUGACUCAGAACGCUGUGACAGUAGGUAGGAACUGAGCUGAGCCACAUUCACAUUCCCUUUUCGACUCGUCUUUUAAGGCUCGGAUCGUCGUGUCCACCGUCAUUGUGUUUACGUGCAUGUACAGCACACACACACAAACACACACACACACACACACACACACACACACCAGUUAAUGCAUUCUGAAGUAAUUGAGCCAAGAGUUCUGUUGUACAACACACACAUUUAUCUGGGAAGUGGGAGCUGUGGAGCACGGAUUAAAAAAAAGGCUCAACUUGUGCCAAAUAAACUGACUAAUGAAAAUAAAGGAUGCCUGAUACUGUUCUCAUCUCCUACUGCCUCAGGAUGACUCAUAACAGAAAAAUGAAAUGUGUAAGGAGCGUUUUUUUUUUUGUUGUUUGUUUGUUUGUUUUUGGGGGUUUUUGUGUAGCUGGCAGCGAUAAGGGAAUAGGACAAAUAUUUGAAAAGGGAAUCAGCCGACUCUAUUUGCAAUUUAAAGCCUAUUGGGUGCUAUGUGAAGCUGUCAGAAGGUCAGGCUGGAGAGGGAGAAUAAAAAUGUUUGUUUUUUCCCUUCAGGAUUGUGCUGAGGGACAUGCAGUGCCUCAGUGUUAUUCAUACACCUUGAAGUUUCUCCUCUUUUCCCCCAUCAGAACCACAAACAUCAAUUUAUUUUGUCGAAAUUUUAUUUGACAGACCACCAAAAAGCAGAUAGUUGUAAAGUGGAGGGAUAUUUUUUUCUGAUUAAAAAUUCUAAAACGAUGUUAUUGAAGCACUUUUAGUUGCCAUGGCAACUACAGACCCACCAGGGCCUGCUUCUUUCAGUUUCUGGAGGCUCAAAAUUAAAAAAGCUCCAUCUCAGUCAGAUGAGAUAGAGAGCAUCCAGCAAGUUUGACCACAGACCAGCGUGAUUGUCUGGACUUUGACUGGGACACUUUAUCACACAAUAAUGCUUUGGUGAACUUCCACCUCAAUUUGGAGUCUUUGGAGGUUUCUGAACAAAAGUGUCCCCCACAGCAUAAAACCACCACAUAAUAUUUAACAGUGAGUAUGUAAAGGAUGACAUGAUUUUGUCUCAUAUUUUACUUUGCAUUUAGACUAGAAUGUUGACUUUAAUUCUUUUCUGACAAUAGCACUUUCUGCCUGUCGUUUUGGUCGCCUCCGACAUGUCUUGUCAUUUUCAUGAUGCUGUCCAUUAAGCUCCUUUUCCAAACCUCUGAGGACUCCACAGGAAAUUCAUAAUGAGUUUAAAUGACUCUUUUUACUAAAAAGUAGACUUCUGAAAGUACUUGGUUCCACUGGAUGUCGAAGUGAAAGAGGAUUAAAUACAGACAAGGGCUCCAUCCUUUACUUAUCAAAAAUAAAUAAAUAAAAGUAAAGUAUUCAUUCAUCAGUACCGUUUGUCUGCCACAUGAAGCUCCAAUAAAAUACAUUGAGGUUGUGGUUGAACAUAUUCAUAAAACAAAUUUCUGUUGUCCCUGAAUGGUAAUUGGGUCACAGAAAAUAGUGUUACUUAAAAUCACUAACUCAUUAUCUGGUGAUUUUUUGGUUUUGUUCGUUUUGCUCAUGUAGGAUGUGAUACUGUGACCAAGAAUAGCUGUCAUUUUCUUCUUUUAUAUUCCCGAACCUUUUCUGUUUGAGUUUUUUUCAGCUGUUAAUCUUGCCUUGCACCAUUGGGAUAAUGGUUUUGAGUUUCUUUUUUUUUUUUUACUCAAGCACAAGUUCUGCGGGAGAUGACUCAAAGAGCUGAAGAAUUAAAACUCACUGCCUGUGACGGGACACUGCCACGUGGCUUUUCCGCCUGCCCUAAAACUGUACAGUGUAAAUGAACAAACUGCAGUUGUGAACCCGUGUGUGUGGCAUCUCUGCAGCGUGACUGGCUAAUGUUCUGUCAGUGUUGGUCGAUCGAUGCGUCUGGGCUGCCUGAGUAGCCUGAGUCACAUCCAUAUCACGGCGGCACACACACGGUGUGGCAUGAUUCUGAUUCUUGUACAUGCCUUAUGGGUGUUGGGGCUUUGUUUAAAAUCUCUCUUUCCAUCAUUUAGUCCUGUUUACAUCAAGAGCUGGGGCAACGCUACAAUCUCCUCACACUGAUUUGCAUUAUAGGUGACACAGUACAGACACAUCUUCUCACCCACUGUUUGUACAGAAGAUUUUAAUAUUGUCUGCUUAACUUAAACAAUGGCCACCUCUCGUAGUAGCGAGACAAUCUCACACGUGUGGUUCUACUAGGAAGAAAAAAUGUCUGUGUUACGAUGCUACCUAUGUUCUAAGACUUAACCGUGUUUUCUUGCACCAUUAAAGCAAACAAUGUUAAGAUCUGUGGGACAAGUCACUGCUGAGUGGCCUUUCAUAUUUAUAAACUCUUAAAAAAACGUCAUACCACUUUGCUUUUUUUAAUUUCCUCUGUCUUUUAAAAGAAGACUUUAAAGAUGAAUAAUGACUAGCUAGUUUUUUUUGUUUUUGGAGGAUAAGGAGAAAACAUUAAUGAUGAAUGACUCUCUGUAUUGCAAUGCUUUAACAAGACUAUUUCAGUGUUGUCUAUUCUCCUGAAUCCUGAGUUGUAUCUGACAUUGUGUGCUGUAGGAUAAAGUGUAAAAAACAGUAAUUUGUGUGUGUGUGCGCGCAUGUGCGUGUGUAGGGGUGUGUGUGCGUGUGUGUGUGUGUGUGAAUGAGAGAGAGAGAGAUGCCUACAGGACUUCAUAUACCUGUGUGCAGAUGUGACAGUGUUUUCUAUUGGUGUUUUUAUUUUCUGAUGGUUUUAACUGAUAUUAACAAUUUACAUGUCAAAACUGUGGUAAUGAUUCAGCCUGAAAUAAGUGUUAAAAAAUGAAAUUAAACAUGUUUAACGUACA